Messenger RNA from Eruca vesicaria subsp. sativa (arugula), 1251 nucleotides. The record is from the annotation of a GenBank genome assembly. NCBI's taxonomy places the organism in Eukaryota, Viridiplantae, Streptophyta, Magnoliopsida, Brassicales, Brassicaceae.
AUGUCUCUAGGCCGCCGCAUUAACCUUCUGGUUGGCCUCUCAAAGUCUCUACAAUUCACAAAUCGUCGUUACAUGUCCACCUGCGUCGCCUCAGCCACCGUGGCUCGCUACCCACUUGGAAAAGACCCCUCCUGGCUUCCCAAAACCCCGACGUUGGAGGAUGCAAAUCCGGCGGCGGAUCACGUAAUGGGGCGUCCGGUUUCUCUCUUAUACAGAGUCUUGACGAUGAUUGAGCUAUCAGAUCUUAAUGGAGCCGUCGAGUUGGCUCGCCUCUCUGUCUUGAAAGACGUUGGUCGUCGCCAUGACACCAUCCUCAUAUGCAACGCCGUCAUCGGGGCCAUGUGCCAAGGGAAACGUUUCGAAGAAGGCAUCGCUCUGUUUCAUUACUUCUUCAACGAGAAUAACAUCGUCCCUAACAUCGCCUCCUUCAACCACGUGAUCAAAGCCUUUUGUGAGCUAGGCCGUGUGGACGACGCCCUUCAACUCUACCGUCACGCUGCUCGGUUCGGUGCAGACAAAGAGACAUUCAGUGUUUUGACUCAAGCCUUGGUUGACGCAUAUGGUUACUCGGAAGCUGGAAUAUUCGUGGGAUUAAGUAGAUGCUUAACUAGGGCAGAUGAUUGGACCCCCAUGCUCAUUGAGAUGCGUGGGCGCUUGGAUCAGAUGAAUGCUGAAGAUGCUGAUGAUUACUUUCACACGAAUAGGCUGAAAUUCGAUGAUGAUGAUGACGAUGAUGAAGUUUUCAAAUCGAUUGCUACGAUUUUUGUGGAAUAUUGGUUCAAACAUGGCAAUGAAGAGAAAGCUAUGGAGCUUUUGCUAGCACAUGGCAAGGACGUAGAGGCUGGGGCCUUGUUCGAAGUAAAGGCUAAGGACUUGUUCCACACCAUGUUGAAAAAACACAAACGUUUUGAUUCGGAGACCGUUAAUAUAAUGGUGGACUACUGGUUCGAGAUUGGCGAGUUUAACAAAGCCAUGGAGACAUUCAACGAGUCACAACAGGGAAGCAAAAGAAUGGUUCGGUGUUAUAGUAACGUGAUCGCUAGGCUUUGCGAGCAUGGGAUGAUGUUGGAGGCUGAAGGUUUGUUUGAGGACAUGUGUUCAGACAAAGACUUGUCUCCUCCUCCUGAUGUGUCUACAUUCAGAUCCAUGGUCAAUGGAUAUGUUCGUGCUGGAAGAGUUGAUGAUGCCAUCAAAACCUCGAACAAAUUAGCAAUUUUGAAACUGCGCAAGGUUUCUAUUUACGAGGACUGA